UCACAAUUUGAGAUUUACGAGGCAGUCGUGAACUGAAGCUAGUCGUACUAGCGCUCUAUAAGAUUGAGUCUCUGUCUUCUCUCGCUCGGUUUUUGCUAGGCGGAAUCUAGUAAGGUAUUCCCAUCGAAUCUCCAUCUCCAACCACUCAGCAUGGACAGGCAACCAAGACCUGCAAAGGUCAAGAACAAGAAUCCCGCCCCUGUGCAAAUCACAGCGGAGCAGAUUCUACGUGAGUCCAAGGAGCGUCAAGAAGCCGGUGCUACCGUUCCCAAACAGAAGAUUGCGGAUGGAGAGGAACUCGAUGAAUAUCGGCUGCGAAAGCGAAAAGAGUUUGAGGAUAAAGUUAGGCGCAAUAAACAUGGCAUGGCAGCCUGGCUGAAAUAUGCUGCUUGGGAAGAGUCCGUAAAGGAAAUGGAUAGGGCUCGGUCUAUAUACGAGCGGGCACUCGAUGUAGACCAUCGAAAUCAGGUGCUUUGGUUACGAUAUGCUGAGAUGGAAAUGAAGCACAAGAAUGUAAAUCGAGCACGGAAUAUUUUUGAUCGAGCUGUGUCAGUCCUCCCUCGUGUGGAUACGUUUUGGUACAAAUAUGUCUACAUGGAGGAGUUGUUGGGAAACGUGGCCGGUGCUCGACAAGUAUUUGAACGAUGGAUGAAAUGGGAACCGGCAGAGGAAGCGUGGAUGGCUUAUGUUAAAAUGGAAAAGCGAUAUCGGGAACUUGACCGGGCAAGAGACAUCUUCAGACGAUUUGUUGGAAUACAUCCUCAGCCGAAAAACUGGAUCAAAUGGGCCAAAUUCGAGGAAUCGAUAGGGAAACAAGACAGUGCCCGCGAGAUAUACGAAAAGUGUCUUGAAAUGCUUGGCGAAGAAUUUAUUGACCAAAACGUUUACGUCUCGUUUGCCAAAUUCGAGACGAGACAGAAAGAAAUUGAGCGAGCCCGUGUAAUUUACAAGUACGCUCUAGAUAAGCUUCCUAAAGGCCAAACAGAAAACCUCUACAACAUGUAUACCCAAUUUGAAAAGCAACACGGUGGGAAGGAGGGUAUUGAAGAUGUCAUCAUAGGAAAGCGGCGGGUCAAAUAUGAAGAGGAACUAGCCGCAAAUCCGAAAAACUAUGACAUCUGGUUCGACUAUGUACGGCUGGAAGAGUCUGCAGGUGAUCAAGCCAAAGUGCGAAAUGUGUACGAGCGAGCGAUCGCUCAAGUUCCGCCAAUUGCCGAGAAGAGAUUCUGGCGGCGUUACAUAUAUUUGUGGAUCUUUUACGCCGUAUGGGAGGAAAUGGUGGCGAAGGAUUACGACCGCACGAAGGAUGUGUAUCAGCAAUGUAUAAAAAUAGUUCCGCACAAAAAUUUCACCUUUGCCAAAGUGUGGCUACAGUAUGCACACUUCCUCAUUCGACGCCUUGACCUUACCGCAGCACGACGGACCCUUGGUACUGCUAUCGGCCUUUGUCCGAAGGAGAAGCUCUUCAAAGGCUACAUCGAACUUGAAAUUCAGCUUAGAGAAUUCGACCGCGUGAGAAGUCUUUACGAAAAGUAUCUCCAAUGGAACGCCAGUAACUGCUAUGCCUGGAUCAAGUACGCAGAGUUGGAAAAAAUGCUCGGUGAUGUAGAGAGGAGCAGAGGAAUCUUUGAAAUCGCCGUUGAGCAACCAUUACUCGAUAUGCCAGAGGUGUUGUGGAAAGGAUAUAUUGACUUUGAGGUUGAAGAAGCGGAGUGGAAAAAGGGAAGAGCUCUUUACGAACGACUGCUACAGAGGACUGAGCAUGUAAAGGUCUGGGUGAGCUUUGCCAACUUUGAAUACACGGCUCUGGACAAUGGUGAAGAUGGUGCGCGGGUCGACGCUGCAAGAAAGAUCUUCAAUCGGGCGUACACAACGCUUCAAAAGCGGGGAGAAGGAGGCAAGGAGGAACGAGUGGUUCUCCUUGAAGCAUGGCGGGACUUUGAACGUACUCAUGGGGAUGCAGAGGGUCUUGCGAAGGUCCAGGAUAAAAUGCCGCGGGCGGUCAAGAAGCGCCGAAAGGUUGUGGACGAAGUUACAGGGGAGGAGAGCGGCUGGGAGGAGUACUACGAUUACAUCUUCCCUGAUGACGAAACUGAACGACCAAACUUCAAGCUAUUGGCUGUUGCACAUCAAUGGAAACAGCGGAUGGCACAAAUGCAAAAACGAAAUGGAGACGAAGAAAGCGAGGAGGAGAGCGAGGAGGAAGAGGAAGACGACGAUGGUGACGACAACGAAGAUGAUCAAGAAGAAAAUGGUCGGGCAGCAAAGCGUGGGCGAUGGGAAGGUGACGACGACGAUGUUUCGAAACAAGAUACGAAUGAAAUGGAUGGCAUCGAAAGUGAGAGACGUAGCCCAGACAGUGGGCGGUGAGCGUGCGCCGAUUUUAGUGAUUCUACUGGAUGUGCUGAAAGGAUGAUCAGAAUAUAAUAUUGGGUCUGGGUUGUGACGCUCAUUGAUGGUCGUAUCCUCUGACCGUUUGGAUGUCAAACAAUGGCCUCACUUUCGCUUUGGUAAUGGCCGCAGUCCACCUUCAUC
This is a messenger RNA of Spizellomyces punctatus DAOM BR117, 2535 nucleotides long. RefSeq lists its product as uncharacterized. The transcript has 7 exons. The coding region runs from base 151 to 2370 and encodes 739 amino acids. NCBI's taxonomy places the organism in Eukaryota, Fungi, Chytridiomycota, Chytridiomycetes, Spizellomycetales, Spizellomycetaceae. Gene Ontology annotation, cellular component: post-mRNA release spliceosomal complex; Prp19 complex; precatalytic spliceosome. Gene Ontology annotation, molecular function: protein binding. Gene Ontology annotation, biological process: spliceosomal complex assembly; mRNA splicing, via spliceosome. The record is from RefSeq and is a predicted model, not a curated record.